This is a messenger RNA of Peromyscus californicus insignis, 3676 nucleotides long. RefSeq names its product poly(A) polymerase gamma (gene Papolg). Gene Ontology annotation, molecular function: RNA binding; poly(A) RNA polymerase activity. The transcript has 22 exons. Gene Ontology annotation, cellular component: nucleus. Lineage: Eukaryota; Metazoa; Chordata; Mammalia; Rodentia; Cricetidae. Bases 227 to 2446 code for a protein of 739 amino acids. The record is from RefSeq and is a predicted model, not a curated record.
CUGGGAAGCAGCGCCAUAUUGGCGGCGGCCGCGCUGUAUUGUCAUAAAUAGAGCCGGUUUUGUGGUGUUUUCACUACUCGGUUGACUGCCUCGGCCGUAGUGAGUGGGGAAGUGAGCGAGCAAGCGAGCUACAAGCGAGCGGAGGGAAGUGGACAGAGGAAGGAAGAGAGGGCAAGAACAGGACCCCAGAGCGAAAGGCACUCGCUGGAGGGAGACGCAGGAAGCGAUGAAAGAGAUGUCUGCAAAUACUAUGCUGGACAGCCAGCGUCAACAAAAGCAUUAUGGAAUUACCUCUCCAAUUAGUUUGGCAUGUCCUAAAGAAAUUGAUCAUAUUUAUACACAGAAAUUAAUUGAUGCUAUGAAACCAUUUGGAGUAUUUGAAGAUGAAGAAGAAUUGAACCACAGGCUGGUUGUUCUUGGUAAAUUGAACAAUUUGGUAAAAGAAUGGAUUUCUGACAUCAGUGAAAGUAAGAAUCUCCCACCUUCUGUUGUGGCUACUGUUGGCGGUAAAAUUUUCACAUUUGGAUCUUACAGGCUUGGAGUACACACCAAAGGAGCUGAUAUUGAUGCACUUUGUGUAGCCCCAAGACACGUGGAGAGAUCAGAUUUUUUUCAGUCCUUUUUUGAAAAAUUGAAACAUCAAGAUGGCAUUAGAAACUUAAGAGCUGUAGAAGAUGCCUUUGUGCCUGUUAUAAAGUUUGAAUUUGAUGGUAUUGAAAUUGAUCUAGUCUUUGCAAGACUGGCAAUACAAACCAUAUCAGAUAAUUUAGAUCUAAGAGACGACUCUCGCCUAAGAAGCCUUGAUAUACGGUGUAUUCGCAGCUUAAAUGGGUGUAGAGUUACGGAUGAAAUUUUGCAUUUAGUGCCAAAUAAAGAAACUUUUAGACUCACUCUAAGAGCAGUCAAAUUAUGGGCAAAACGUCGUGGUAUUUAUUCCAAUAUGCUGGGAUUUCUUGGUGGAGUCUCCUGGGCAAUGCUGGUUGCCAGAACUUGCCAACUGUAUCCAAAUGCAGCAGCUUCAACUUUAGUUCACAAGUUUUUUUUAGUUUUUUCCAAAUGGGAAUGGCCAAAUCCUGUGCUGUUGAAGCAACCAGAAGAAAGCAACUUGAAUUUGCCUGUCUGGGAUCCUCGGGUAAAUCCAUCAGAUAGAUAUCAUCUUAUGCCCAUAAUUACCCCUGCCUACCCACAACAGAAUUCUACGUAUAAUGUGUCUACAUCUACUCGAACAGUAAUGGUAGAAGAAUUUAAACAAGGUCUUGCAGUUACAGAUGAAAUUCUUCAAGGGAAAUCAGAUUGGUCCAAACUAUUAGAGCCACCAAAUUUCUUUCAAAAAUAUAGACAUUAUAUAGUAUUGACUGCCAGUGCAUCAACAGAAGAAAAUCAUCUAGAGUGGGUUGGAUUAGUAGAAUCUAAAAUCCGUGUACUUGUUGGAAACUUGGAACGAAAUGAAUUUAUUACUCUUGCCCAUGUGAAUCCUCAGUCAUUCCCAGGAAAUAAAGAACAUCAUAAAGCCAACAAUUAUGUAUCAAUGUGGUUCCUGGGGAUAAUUUUUCGGAGAGUAGAAAAUGCAGAAAGUGUUAACAUAGACUUGACAUAUGAUAUACAGUCAUUUACUGAUACAGUGUACAGACAAGCAAACAAUAUAAACAUGCUAAAGGAUGGAAUGAAAAUUGAAGCCACUCAUGUAAAGAAAAAACAACUUCAUCAUUACCUACCCGCAGAGAUUCUUCAAAAGAAGAAAAAGAGCCUUUCUGAUGUAAGCCGGAAUUCAGGUGGCCUUCAGUCCAAAAGAUCAUCCCUGGAUAGCAGUUGUCUGGAUAGCUCCAGGGACACCGAUAGUGGAACACCUUUUAAUUCGCCCAUGUCUACAAAUAAGCCUUCCAACCCAAACAGCCCCUCAGGAGAAGCAGAAAGGAAUAGUACUGAGCCUGCCACUGUAAUUGUGGAGAAGCUGCCAAGUGCCCCUCCAGCUCAAGGGCUAUCUAUUCCAGUCAUUGGUGCAAAGGCUGACCCUACAGUCAAAGCCGCGUCCUCCCCAUCGGGAUGCACCAUCCCUACUCUAGUGGGACGGAAUGUCGUUCCUAGAGUCCCAACGCCCCACAGCGCUGUCCAGGGACAGCCACAGCCAAACGGACUGUCUAAUAUCAGUAAGAACGUCACACCCAAAAGAUCCCAUUCGCCACCUACAGAUGGGACUUCUAAGAGGUUGAAAGACAUAGAAAAGUUUAUUCGACUUGAGUCAGCAUUUAAGGACCCCCAUGCUGCCGGGGAUAGGAAGAGAAAACCAAUGGAUGCCAUUGGUGGAGAAUCUAUGCCCAUUCCAACUAUUGAUACAUCACGCAAAAAGAGACUACCCAGUAAAGAACUGCCAGAUUCGUCAUCUCCAGUUCCAGCCAGCACCAUUCGUGUCAUCAAAAACUCCAUCCGACUGACCCUCAACCGGUAAUCGCAGUGCCUCUUCCUGAGGUGAACUGCAGUCACACAGUGGCCUAGAUGGCGUGGCAGUCAGUCAGCAGCCUGACGACCUUGGAGUGGUUCCUGACCUCUCAUUCGACCUUGACGUGCUGUGGCAUCCUCUCACUGACUGCUGCACAUGCUCUGAGGACCACCUGCUAGUACAUUGUCACCUACCCUAUUAUGGCUUUGCAUUUGGAGGUUUUACUGCCUUAACUUUGAUGUUUGUUUCUCUGUCAUGGGAACCAGUUCUUGGCCACUUGGACUCUGAUAAAACAAGUCCUGAAUUGUUUUUUUCUUUUUUUAAGUCUUAUGUCGUAAUCAUUGUAUAGAGCUGGAAAAGUUUAAAAAAACAACAAAAAAAAACCCUGUCCUGUAAUUUUCUAAAUGUUUAUGUGUUGACUUGAAGCCACUUUGUAAAACCCAAGAGUAAUGAAUGUGAGGUAUCUUUUCUGCUUCCUUCAUUUGUGUAGAUGUCUAUUUUGUUAAUUUAAAUUAUUUUUUCCAGAUUGGCACAUAAAUAUUUCAACUAUUUUUGUGCUUUUGUCCAGAUGUUACAUAGUUAGUUACCAGGGAGGACUAGUCCAGUGACUACACCAGAGUUGGGCACCACACAUUCUCUAUAUUUGCCUCCCAUGGAGGCCUUCAAAGUUCAUCUUUAUUAAAAAUCAAACUAUAACCAGGAUACUGAAAGUCAGUAUAUGAAUGGUGAAAUUGUUACAUAUCUUACUAUCUCAUGACAUUCUUGUUUAGCUGAUUGGUAUUUUUUACAAAGGAAGAAUUCAUCCCACCAUCAAUGAUAAGACUCAUUUAAGUAUGGCAGACUUGUAUUUUUGAAGUAUAAAAUUAACUCAGCAUGGUAAUCCCUCACCAUAACUUCCAACAGUCUCUUCAUGGAUUAGGCAUGCGGAAUAAGCAGUGGAUUUUAUUGAAACCUCAAGGCAUUUUUGAAUGACAUUGUUACCGACCAUUAAUUGGCUCAGGACCUUUGUAGUUUUUAUUUAACUAUAUGAGUUGUCUUUUUUUACACUGCUUUUUUCAGUGCAUUUCUUAAUAUUUUUUAAGUUUCAUGAAUGCAUGCUCAGUUUAUUAAAAAUCCACAACCAUGUAAUUCUUGUAAUCUGUUGACUCCGUGUUUUGUAAAUGAAGUCGUAUGUAUUUUCAGAGUAUUUUUGUAUGUACUGUAAGAUAUCAUCUUUUCAAAGAGAAACUUUAAAACCUU